This is a messenger RNA of Folsomia candida, 468 nucleotides long. RefSeq names its product acyl-lipid (8-3)-desaturase. Gene Ontology annotation, molecular function: oxidoreductase activity, acting on paired donors, with oxidation of a pair of donors resulting in the reduction of molecular oxygen to two molecules of water. The transcript has a single exon. NCBI's taxonomy places the organism in Eukaryota, Metazoa, Arthropoda, Collembola, Entomobryomorpha, Isotomidae. Gene Ontology annotation, cellular component: membrane. Gene Ontology annotation, biological process: lipid metabolic process. The record is from RefSeq and is a predicted model, not a curated record. The coding region runs from base 1 to 468 and encodes 155 amino acids.
AUGGCUUGGCGGCUGUACAGCAGUCCACGAAGCUCAAUCAAGUACCGGAACUACUUUGACUUAACCAUGAUGGGUAUUCAUUGGGCGAUCUUAUUAACCUUUGCGACUCCAUGGACCAUACUAUUCGGAAUUUGGGUUGGUGGAACGUAUCUUUUUGGACACUUUGCCCUUUCCCAUAGUCGUCUUCCCGUCGCCAAGAAGCAAACGCACUGGGUCGAGUAUGCCUUUCGACACACGGCGAAUAUCAAGUCGUCCCUGUGGAUUGAUUGGUGGAUGGGUUAUGUCAACUUUGAAGUCGUGCAUCACCUCUUCCCAACCGUUCCGCCGUUCCGUUCGUACUUAGUCAGGGAGAAAGUUAUGGCUUUGGCGGCCAAGUAUGAUCUGACGUACAAUGAGUUUUCCUAUGGGGAAGCGUGGGCACAAAAUUUAAGGAAUUUGGAUGAAGUGGCUAAACAUUUUAAGAUGUAG